GUAAAAUGCCCUUUGAUUUCUGUGUGUUUCCAAAUAUCCUAAGAAAGUGUAAUGGAGACAAAUUGAGUUCACUUUCUUUAUCCAAGAAAUCCCACAGACAUAAAUGGAACAGUUCCUGUGGUUAUUUGACUUUCCAAAUUAGCACUGCUAAUAGUACUUAUUCACUUGUUCACCUAAUUCAGCAAACAUUAUGAGAUCAUAUAAUAACAGUGCAAUAUAAUUACUGGAUGUUACUAGUAUAACUUCUCCAGUAAAGAGUAGAAGGUUGAAAACAGUUACCAUUUCUUAAUCUAAGCAAAGUAGCUCCAAAUUUGUCUCACUGUAACAUUUUAAAUAGCUGCCAAAUAGAAAAAAAAGUUUCGUUUUCAAGCUGUCGCCUCUUGGGCUGUUACACAUCUAUGGAGACCAGGUUACUGACGUAGGUUGGGUUGAGUAGGAUGAACCUGUAAGAAAAUAAUGUGUUUUCCAGGUUGGCUGGUGCUGUCUUCACCUUGCAUCUGAAACUGUGCUAUGUAACAAAAGGGAGCACAGCUACAUAUGUAUUUCCAGGAUGGGGUACACUAACACUAAUUUCAAAAGGAAGGGAGCUAAUGCUGAGAUGCUCAAAUAUCGAUCAGAAUUUCCCUAUCCAUCAAAAAAAGGGGACGAAAAGGCUGAACUUCUGUCAUCAAUGUGGCCUGAAUCGAUGUUCAUGUCACACGGGACAGGGAGGUUCCCGGUGUGAAUGUUGUUCUGAUUCUUGAUGAACUUUUACUUUGCAAAAGCUGGUAGCAUUUAUUCAUGGUUUAAAUAAAACACUGUGCUGGAAAAAAAUGAAGCUCUAACAUUUCUACUUUGCCUUUUAAGUUUAAUUUUGAAUUUUACUUCUUUGGAAAGUAUUGAAAAGUAUUAAAAAAUAACUGCUUAAUGUAGGCUAGAACAAGAGGAGCUGUUCUGUAAUUAAGCCAUUUACACUAAUCUAAUUAUUACUUUCUUUGAAUGCUCUGCUGUGAGUCAAAAUAAGCUAGUGCUGGAUUUGAGAACCACAGAAUGCGAAAAUGCUGCAAGGAGGAGCGCUGGAUGGAGUCUACAGGCUGGCACAGUUUCACAUUCACUGGGGAUCCUGUGAGGGCCAAGGGUCUGAGCACACUGUGGAUGGUGUGAAGUAUGAUGCAGAGCUCCAUAUUGUUCACUGGAAUACAAAAUAUGGUAAAUUUGCUGAAGCCGUGAAGCAUCCUGAUGGUUUGGCUGUGGUAGGCAUCUUCAUGAAGGUAGGAAAUGCCAGGCCUGAAAUACAGAAGGUUGUGGAUGCUCUGAACUCCAUUCAAACCAAGGGGAAGCAAGCUUCCUUCACAAACUUUGACCCCACUGGACUGCUUCCUGCGUGUAGAGACUAUUGGACGUACCCCGGCUCACUGACCACUCCCCCACUGCUCGAAUGUGUGAUCUGGCACGUUCUGAAGGAGCCCAUCACUGUCAGCCCCGAGCAGAUGUGCAAACUCCGUGGCCUUUGCUUCAGUGCUGAGAAUGAGCCCGUGUGUCAUAUGGUGGACAACUGGCGCCCGUGUCAGCCUUUGAAGAGCAGAGAAGUCAGAGCUUCCUUCCAGUAACCGCAGUGCUGAGUGUGUUAGAAAUUGCUGUGUUUGUGAGGAACCCCUUUUGCUAAGCACAAAUCAAACCUUUGCCAUGUGUGCCCUGGCAACAUCUUGUCUCCCAGAUCCAUUCUUUCUUUCGCUCUGCAUCUAAAAUGCCAGCUAAUGAAAUGUGAAAGGCUCUUGGCCAAAUAGGAAAGGGUUCUUAAGGUGUGGGGUUGGGGGAGGCAUGGGGCGUGGGUGUGGCUGUGUGCAUUUUGGUGACUGUUACUGCGACUGACACGUUGGUAUAACAAACAGUAUGUUGGCUACUUGGGAGAGGAUAUAGUGAUAGCGAAAUAAGCCAUUUUAAGAAACCUCAUCCACUGGUGUGAUAGUACACAUAACUAAUGAUAACUUGAAGCUUUGUGAAAAGCACAGGAAUACAGAAUCUAGAUAUGAUUUAGGAAAAAAAAGUAUUUUGAGAAAGUAAAGCAAAAUGAAUAUUGAGAAUUAGACUUCUUAGAUUUUAAGAAACUGACAUGUAAAUAUUUUUGAGACCGUUUUACAUUUUUACCCAUGCUAUCAACAACGUUGAUUAUGUCUUAAUGGUAGUGUUGGAUUUUUUUUAAUUAAAAAUGUCCUAAAUUAAGUAUUAUCUUUAAAAGUUGUUAUUACCAUAGAAAUAACACAAAAUAUCUUUUCCUUGAAAUAAUAUAUGCUCUAAUUUAAAGAGGAAAAUAAUAUUGUAUUUUAGAUAACAUCUCUAAUAAAUCUAUACUUAU
This is a messenger RNA of Pygoscelis adeliae (Adelie penguin), 2335 nucleotides long. It is a transcript of the gene CA2, whose product is annotated as carbonic anhydrase II. Lineage: Eukaryota; Metazoa; Chordata; Aves; Sphenisciformes; Spheniscidae. Gene Ontology annotation, molecular function: carbonate dehydratase activity; zinc ion binding. Bases 1038 to 1589 code for a protein of 183 amino acids. Gene Ontology annotation, cellular component: cytoplasm. The record is from RefSeq and is a predicted model, not a curated record. The transcript is spliced from 6 exons.